Molecule: messenger RNA, 1365 nt
Organism: Trachymyrmex septentrionalis
Lineage: Eukaryota; Metazoa; Arthropoda; Insecta; Hymenoptera; Formicidae
Product: probable serine/threonine-protein kinase DDB_G0277071
Exons: 2
Coding region: 943-1356 (137 amino acids)
Source: RefSeq, a predicted model, not a curated record
GAAAAGAAAAAAAAAUGCGAAUGCACGGCGGGCGGCGUGCGGUCGGUACGGUCCUGGCUCGAUCUCGUGCUGUCAGUGCGCGACAGUGCGCCGGACGCUCGCUUGACUUAGGGAGUGCCCGUGCCGAUGCAAAGUGUAAGUGAAGUGGCCUACAGACCUACAUUUGUCUAACGUUCCAUUUUUUUUCACGGGCCGACGGGAACGAGAGGUUAACGAAUACCUCCGCUCUUUUCUUCGGUAAAACGUAGCGUGUGCGUGUACCUGCGAUGCCGCCGUCCCGUGAUAUACCAACGUUCGACUGACGAGACGGACGAGAGAAAGAAAGAAAGAGAGAGAGAGAGUGACUGAGAGAGAUAGGUAGAUAAGUAGACAAAGAUAGAGAGAGAGAGGGAGAGAGAGCGGCCGGGAACGAGCGAGCGAGUGAACCGUAGCGGUGCGGUGGUGCAGGUUCGGUACGUCUCGGACACUGCGCUCUGACCAGUGUGUACUCGUGAAAGGAGAUAGAGUGAGAGGGGAGAGAGAGAGAGAGAGAGAGAACUCGUGAGCGUGCGCGAGAGUGACGGAGAAGAGUGGCAGAGACGUGAGAGUGAGAGAGUAUGAUAGGAGAGCGUACGAGAGCGAAAGCGAGUGUACGAGACGUCGGCGGGAGGGAGGGCGGAAAAGAGUAAAAGAUAGAAAGAGAGAGGGAGAGAGAGUGAGUGUGGAAAAAAGAGGGAACGGAGUGCACGUUACCGCGAAGAGAGAGAGAGAGAGAGAGAGAGAGAGAGAGAGAGAGAGAGAGAGAGAGAGCGCAAAAGGGAGUAGGUACGUAAAAGAGUGUAGGUGUUCUUCCUAGGAGAAGUGCGUGCGCUCACGGGAACAACGUGCAAGAGAAGUGGAGGGAAUCCUGCCUGUCCGUUUGUCUAUCUGUCCGUCUAACCGCCGGGACGCGCGAGGCCCGGAAUGGCUGCGAGGACAGGGGAGGGCGAGGGUGAGAGCCCCGCGACAGUCUUCGACAACAAUGCCGGCAUCGUGACGACGGCGGGUUCCCUCGCGGAAUCAUCCACGUCGUCUUCGUCCUCCUCCUCCGCUACCGCAGCCGCCGCCGCCGCCGCGGUGCCAACGGUGAUCCUGACAGAGAGUACCGCUACGAGCGCCGGUAGUCUGCCCUUGGGAUCUCAACAACAAGGCAACCUGCAUCAAGUACAUCAACAACAACAACAACAACAGUCGCGACAGAGAGAUUGUCUGAUUGCCGAUGUACCCGUCAAUGAUGUCGCAGGUAACCUCAAUGACUCGCUCUUCAAGUCUUUGUUGUCGCUAAUGUGCCGCUUGCCAACCCCUCUUCUCCCUUCCCUUCUCCUUUCUCUUUCCUAACUUCGCUCU